Molecule: messenger RNA, 921 nt
Organism: Endocarpon pusillum Z07020
Lineage: Eukaryota; Fungi; Ascomycota; Eurotiomycetes; Verrucariales; Verrucariaceae
Exons: 3
Coding region: 1-921 (306 amino acids)
Molecular function (GO): protein dimerization activity
Source: RefSeq, a predicted model, not a curated record
AUGCUUGUUCGCGCUCUACAGCUCAAGAAUCAUAUCCAAGUGUACGUCAACAGCUGCCGAGCAAAACGAGAUCACAAGGGCAAAAUAGCAGACGAAGCUAUUCAAAAGCAUGCUCAACUCAUAGAGGACGACUGGAUAACGCUUCAACAGCUUUGUGACGCUCUUGAGCCGUUUAACGAAGCUACGAACUUUCUGCAGAGUAACAACCGUGGCGCCAAAUAUGGAUUUUUGUGGGAAUGCCUCCCUGCGAUCGAAUGGCUCUUAACAACGCUCGAAACGCUCAAGGAGAAUAGAGGCAUUGAAGAUAGAAUUGGCCUCUCAGCGAAUAACGCGUGGAACAAGAUGAAGAAGUACUACGAAAUAACCGAUCUCUCUCCAUACUACGUUGCUGCUAUCGUCCUCAACCCUGCUCAUAAAUGGAGAUAUUUCGAUAGGCACUGGAAGAGCAAUACACACUGGAUCCCUGAGGCGAAGAAAAAGAUGCAGGAGCUAUGGAAUACGUAUAAGAUACGGCAUGAGCAAGCAGUUGAGGAGGAGCAGUUACUGCCUUCUAACUCCUCUUCUAUAUCUCCGAAGCUAUCUCCAAAAAAGGGCUCAUUCAAGAGCUUUUUAGCUUGCGGCCAGGCAGCAGGCAAUGAAUUCGAGGUUGCUGAUGAAUAUAAGGCCUAUUGUCAGCUCCCUGCGCUCAAAUCAACGCCUCAAAAUCUCAUCUUUUGGUGGAGAGAACAAGAGCCCUCAUUCCCUCUUUUGGCCACUCUUGCGUACACUAUUCUUGCUAUUCCUGCGAUGAGCGCCGAAUGCGAACGUUUGAAUGGUCUGAAUGCCUCCGAAAUUGAUAUAUCCUCCUCCUUAGCCAGUUCUCCUCCCUCCUCCUCCUCCUCCUCCUCCUCCUCCUCCUCGUCGAUCAAGAAGCCGAAAUAG